UCUUUUAGCUUAGUCCAAUUUCUGGGACACUGAAAGCUAGCUCCUCAAAAGCAGUAAAAGUUUGGGAAGGCCAGACUGAUAAUGUGUUAAAUAUACAGGUGUUUAUUAGAUAGAUGGACUUGACAGGUUGAGUUGUUACCUCACCCUCCAACACGCACACCAAAAAUGAAAUGUAUUAUUUGGGAAGGCACACACCUGUCUAUAAUAAGGUCCCACAAUUGAAAGUUCAUGUCAGAGCAAAAACCAAGCCAUCAGGUCAAUGGAAUUAUCCUGAUAGCCUGAUAUAGGACUUUGUGAAGGCAUAUAUCUGGGGAUGUGUGCCAACAUAUAUCUGCAGCAUUAAAAGUCCCCAAGAACACAAUAGCCACAGUGGCAAUUAUUCUUAAUUUGAAGAUGUUUGGAACCACCAACACUCUUCUUAGAGCUGGGCCCCAGGCCAAACUAAGAUUAACCUUGGUCUGGGAGUUGAUCGAAAACCCAAUGGUCACUGACAGAUCUCCAGAGUUCCAGUGAGAAGAUGAAAGGACCUUCCAGAUGGAAAACCAUUUCUGAAGCAUUUCAAUCCUCCCUAAAAGUUUGGGCAGAAGACACUCCUCAGUAAUAGACCCAUGACAGCCUGGUUGGAGUUUGCCUAAAGGUCUCUCAGAGCACAAGAUUUUGAUGAAACCAAGUUUGAAAUCUAUGGCCUGAAGCCCAGAUGUCAUGACGGAAGGAAACCUAGCCCAUAGUAUGGUGGUGAAGCCUAGCCAUUGAAGCAUGGUGGUGGCAGCAUAAUGCAGUGGGGAGGUUUUUCAUCCCCACUGCAUUGAUUCUGGGAAUAUAGUCAGUAUCGAGGGAAAGCGGAGACAAGUACAGACAGGCCCUUGAUAACAAACUUGCUCCAGAGCGCUCAGCACACACCUAAGACAAUGCAGUAUGUCUUUGGGACAAAUCUGUGAAUGCUCUGUAUUCCCUCAUCCUGCUGUUUUUGCAUAGAGAUCGAUAAAGAGAUUGAACGUUGUGUCUUUUCUGUAAUUGUGUCUGGGCAGUGCACAAAGAGAAACCGAUAUUGCGACUACAAUAUGGUAUUGAUAACUUCUGAGUAGAAAAGCAAUCCAAAUCUAGACAUUUUGCAAUAUCCCUUUAAAACAUGUCUGUGCUAGCGGCUUUCCUGAGAUAAAUUAUGCAGAUGAAUUAGCAUGAGGCUUGUGGCAGCGACCGGAGGUUUGAAUGUGAAAUAUUUUCCUUUCACAGUGAGUAUUAUUGGUACCCUAACGGGCUGUCAAAAUCCCCGGCAGUGGAAAAAGCUCUCAUCAACCUACCUGAUCACUGAAGAAAUGUUGGGUGACCAGUUCUACAAGGAGGCCAUUGAGCAGUGUCGCAGCUACAAUGCCCGUCUGUGUGCAGAGCGCAGCGUGCGCCUGCCUUUCCUGGACUCCCAGACCGGCGUGGCACAGAACAACUGCUACAUCUGGAUGGAGCGCCACCACCGUAGCCCUGGAGUGGCUGCUGGUCAGAUGUACACAUACCCCGCUCGUUGCUGGAGGAAGAAGAGACGGCUGCACACUUCCAUUGACCCCCCACUGCGCCUCUGUGGCCUCCAGCUAGAUGGAGGACUCCCGGGCAAGGAUGCGCUUCCCACACAGGGCACCACCUUGGAGGCACUUCUCAGAGGGGAGGGCCUAGAUAAGAGGAAUAACUCUAAGGAUGAGGAGAGCCUCCUGGAGAUUCAGAGGGUUUUAGAGGCUGAUGCAGCCGAGGAUGCUUACCAUGAUGGAGAAGACUAUGAAGUGGACACUCCCAAAAAGAGAAACCGAGGAAAAGGCAGAGGUCGGGGUUUAGGGCGCCGGAGGACAGAGAUUGAUGACCAGGACAAGCCAUACAGCUGUGACAACAGAUGCAAACAAAAGCAUAAGUCAAAAACCACGGCCUCAGUCUGUGGGAAGCGCUACAGGAACCGUACAGGGCUGAGUUACCACUAUACCCAUUCCCACCUGGCAGAGGAGAGGGAAUCCGAGUCUUCCCGGUCACCCUCGGCACAACGCUCUGAGCGACACAAACGUCAGAAGGGUCCUGACGGGACUGCUGUCACCAAUAACUACUGUAACGCAUGCUUGUGCACCCCAGGCUCCAACAGGCAGAGGGGUAAAUCAGGGGAGAGGGGUCCCUGUUCAGUCUGUCGCCACUCCACUGGCCGCCCAGAGGAGGAGGACUGCAGGCCGUUUGCUGGGGCGGAGGAACUGUUUGGCACCACCUCCGAGAGCGAUACAUCCACCUUUCAUGGCUUUGAGGAUGAUGAGCUUGAAGAACCAUCGUCAAAUGGCAAGGGGACAUCCAACCGAUACAGAUAGAGAAUAACUUUCUAGGUUUAAAGACUAUUUUUAAUAUGGAUAAACUCCGGCAAAAAUCUGCUGCUUCUUUUUAAAUGUUCUUGUUGUUUUUGUGGAUAGCACAAGUGAUUAUUUCAAGAGAGAUGCAAGAAGUGUUAUUUUAUUAUCUACUGAACCCUGUUUAAUAAUUUAUGAACGUGUUUUUUUUUUAUAUCAACUUUGAAAGCAACAAGCAACUGACAGUGUUUCUUGAAGAGUUGCUCUCCUUGUGAAAUUGAAGGAAGAAUAUUUUUUGCUAUACCCCCCCCCCCCCUUUUGCUGGAGCAGAAAAGGCAAUUCUUAUGAACAAACACUGGACAAUGUGGAUAUUUUCUUUUCUAGUGAUUUGCCAGAGGAAAUGAAAUCCAAUAAUUUAUCUGAAAUUUAAUUACUUAAAUGAUAAACUGGAUGAGGAAUGAGUGUCAUCUCCAAAGUCAUUCCUCGGCAUGUUGAUGUCACUGGAAUCACCAGACAGUUGGGAAAGUAUUUAGAUCACACUUCCACUGCUCCUCUGGGUUAUAAUAAUGUGAAAAUGAAGGAAUGAGUGAAGGAAAGAAGGUUUGACGUGUUGAUGAAGCAAAGGGCUAUGAAGACAUACUAGAAGCAGUGAAUGGCCAGCUGAAAGCAAGGAGGAGCAUGGAAAGAGGAUCCACAGAGCAAUGCAACCAGCGAGGAGUGCAACCCUACACCUACACCUAUGUGGCUUACCGUCACAGCCGUCCAUCCUUAAAUCCAGCCAGCCAGCGUCCACAUCAGCCCCUUUUCUGAUGAUCCCAGAUGGGAUGUUUGAAACGACUUGUUCCACAUCCAGUGACUGUCCUCCGCUGCCAUGCACUGUGCUAGACAGUACCUAUCCUAUCUGGGAAAAGGUCAUUGCUGUGGGUUCCUCCUCUACGGCCGGGUCCACCAUACCCAUGGGAUCCAGUAAAACACUGAGACAUCAUUAACUUACUGUGACAGCCUGUGACACGGGUGGGAAAGCGGCUCUGACAGCCAUGAUGACCCAGUGACCUCACUGGAACCUCUCUGACCGCUGACCCCCACCAUAACAACGGUGCUGAACUUCCUCCGCCACUAACACAGCAAAACCUCUGGAGUACCUCUGCGCGCUCUUGUCUGCUCUUAUCUGCUCUUCUCUGUCGCUCUCUUUAACGUGUUCCUUGAACGGGUCAACCAAUUGUAAGAUGAGUUUUUUUAUCCCUUCCAUCCAAGCGUUUGAAUUGUUAUAUUCCUUUGCUUUGAACAACAUUGUGCUUGGGUUGUGAGUGUCAUUUUGGUGGUUGGUGGAGUUUUGCAGUAUAUCCACCAAUUAUUCAGAUUUGGUUUGUUCCGGCUUCUUGAAGAUAAUUUUGUCCUUCUACUGUACCUACUACUUCUCAGGCAUAUGAUUUGUAUCGCUGUUGAUUCUUCUUCUCUCUGCAUCAUGAUAUAGUAUCAAGCCACUCUCCUGCCUGCCGUUGUUGUAUUCCAUCGGUCAGAUACAAAAAUAUAUAGCUGAUGAGUGUUAUUAAGGGAUCAGAAUAGAAUAGAAUGUAAGGAAGACCCUGUGGUGUAGUCACCACAGCGCCAUGUCUUAUUCUCUCAGCUACUGUAAUAACACCUCUGAACUGUGCCCAGCCAAGUUAUUGGGUAUAUUAUAUUCUCUUCUUCCUCUUGGACACUUGUCAUAUACCCUUUUCCAGAAUGUGUACUUAAUGCAAGAAGAGUUAUGUACAACCGCAGGAGUCUUUGCACAAUAAACUGUAAAACAAUUGUAUUUGUGGGACACACACACACACACUAUGAAUCCAAAGUAAUCUGUCCCACUGUGUGGUCAUUGACAAAAUGAUUUGUUCCAUUAGCUAGUGUCAGAUUGUAUAGAAAUAGGAGGAAAGUGUCUUAAAGAGGGACCAACUAGGCACUCACAAAGGCUGUGUUUUCACAGGGAGCUCUAUUCGUUUGACUUGAUGUUGGACAGUAUUUAAGACAUAAGGACCUGAACUGCCUGUGUAAAUGCUGCCUUACCCUUACUAACUGUACCCAUUAAUUAUACUGAAUUCCCUCAGGGAAUCUUACUGUUGUUUCCAGGAAAUGAUUUUGGUUUAUCAAUGGCUGGUUUUCAUGGUGCCCUCUGAAAGCUUUUGAGUCACUCGUGUUGGGCUGAUAACCCUGGUAUUAACCCCCCUGGAGUCAGGGUGGCAUCCAUCCCCCACCCCCCCCGAGUCAGCCUGGUAUCCACUCCCUCC
Esox lucius (northern pike) is the source of this 4573-nucleotide messenger RNA. RefSeq names its product zinc finger protein DPF3. Lineage: Eukaryota; Metazoa; Chordata; Actinopteri; Esociformes; Esocidae. Gene Ontology annotation, cellular component: nucleus. The transcript is spliced from 11 exons. The record is from RefSeq and is a predicted model, not a curated record. Bases 1179 to 2330 code for a protein of 383 amino acids.